UGACAGCUGACCGGUUGACAGCACUAAAACACUUGCAUUUAUUUACUUUUAUUUGACUGUUGUGAGAUCUUUCUGGUAAAUUGGCAAUUUUUAAGUGAAGCAGAUUAUUAAAGAUAAAUUUAUUUUAAGUAAUUGAUUUCGUGUUGAAACUGUUUCGGAAGUAUCAAGUGUACUGCUUGCUUAUGAAUAACUUGAUUAAAUAAACAAUUUAAAUACAAAAGUGCAGCACAAAGUUUAUAACAAUGUUAUUUAUUUUUAUAAUAUGUAUUUUUCAACCGGUCUUAACAUCCAAAGAAUCUGGCUGUGGAUGUAACAUUAAUCGUGGGAAGGAUGGAAGUUUAAAUGAAGAGAAUUUGAUUAAUUCUAAUGAUAUUGAACACUGUCCUUUUGAGGAUGAAAACAAAGCUAGUAAGUAUCUCAACACUGAACAAAUGAACACAUUAGAUGAGAUGGUAUUAGUGCCAGCCGGAGAUUAUCAAGUGGGUACAGAUGACAUAGCAAUAGAAAGCGACCAAGAAGGCCCAAAAAGAAUAGUGAAACUAGAAAGUUUUUAUUUGGAUAAAUAUGAGGUAUCUAAUAAGAAUUAUGCUAAUUUUAUAAGUGAAACUAAUUAUAAGACUGAAGCUGAACAAUUUGGAGAUAGUUUUGUAUUCUCAGCAUUUCUGAAUAAUACAUUUAAAGAGCAAUUAAAGGAUUUCCGUGCUGUGCAAGCCAUGUGGUGGUAUAAAGUACUUGGUGCUGACUGGAAACAUCCACAUGGCCCUGAUUCUGACAUUCAAGAUAUAAUGGACCAUCCAGUUAUACAUGUAUCUUGGAAUGAUGCUCGCGCCUACUGCAAAUGGAAGGGAGCUCGGUUACCAACAGAGGCUGAAUGGGAGGCAGCAUGUCGGGGUGGCCAUCGUGAUACCAAGUACCCCUGGGGAGAUAAGCUAUUCCCUGAGAGAAAACACAUGGCUAAUAUUUGGCAAGGCACAUUCCCCACACACAAUUCCGCUAAAGAUGGCUAUGUGGGCACAUGUCCAGUAGACAUGUUUCCGCCAAAUGAUUUUGGGUUAUACAAUAUGGCUGGUAAUGUGUGGGAGUGGACAGAAGACUCAUGGGCUGGAAAAAACCCAAAAGAAAAGGUGAAAAAGGGUGGUUCUUAUUUGUGCCACCUAUCUUACUGCUAUCGUUAUAGAUGCUCAUCAAGAUCUCAUAACACAGAAGACAGCUCUGCAGGAAACCUUGGAUUCCGCUGUGCUAAGUCUGCUUAAUCAGUGUUCCUUUAUAUACAACAAAAUGAUACAGGGGCCAGUAGCUGAACUUCCCCAAA
This is a messenger RNA of Spodoptera exigua (beet armyworm), 1312 nucleotides long. The record is from the annotation of a GenBank genome assembly. NCBI's taxonomy places the organism in Eukaryota, Metazoa, Arthropoda, Insecta, Lepidoptera, Noctuidae.